AUGCGCACAUUCUCCGGCCGGGUGCCAAGGCCAAAUGGUGAAGUGGACUAUGACACCUGGCGUAUCCAAGCUGACCUCCUUCUCAGUGAUACUUCCUUGAAUGAUGCUCACAAGGUGAGAAAAAUCCUUGAAAGCUUACUGAGCCCAGCUGUUGAUGUUGUAAAACCUCUUGGGAUCUCCUCACCACCAAGUGCUUAUGUCAAGCAGCUUGAUUCUGCUUUCGGCAUCGUGGAAGAUGGUGAGGAGUUAUUUGCAGCUUUUCUCAGUUCUAAUCAAAACAAUGGAGAGAAGCCUUCAGCAUACUUGAACAGGCUUCACAACCUUCUCACACGAGCAAUUUCUAGAGGGGGAGCCUCAGCUGAACACUCCAACAACCAGUUACUCAGACAGUUCUGUAGGGGCUGUUGGGACCACAGCAUUAUCAUAAGUCUACAAUUAGAGAACAAAAAGAGCAACCCACCGUCUUUCCCUGACUUCCUCCUCAUGUUAAGGACUGAGGAAGAUCGCCGUUCAGCAAAGCUAGACAGGAUGAAAAAGCACUUAGGUACUACAAAAGCUACUACACAUGCCCACUACAUUUCCGAUAUGCCCUCCUAUGAUGGUGAGCCUGUCCCAUCACCUAACACAAAGCAAAAUGAGGCAUCAAAGCUUGAAAAGAAAGUGAAUGAGCUAACUAGACAAGUGGAAAAGUUAAGCAAAAAGUCAGAAAACCCCACUCAUAAUAGCAUGCCUUCCCCAGUGCCAAAGCCAAAACAGGAUGAAACUCCUAAGCUUGAAAAUAUGAUAGCUGAGCUAACAAAACGAGUUGAGAAGCUAACCCAGAAUCAGAAAGAGAGUGAGAAUACCCAAAAGAAAGACUGUCUUGCGACCAGCACCAGUGGCAUGAAGAGGCCCUUCAGAGCCCCUGGAAUGCCAAGAGCGUGGUUCUGCUUUAAGUGCGGGGAAGACAACCAUAUCGCUGCUCAUUGCUCAAACGAACCAAACCCCACACUGGUUCGCAGAAAAAAUGCAGAACUCAGAGAGAGGCAAGACAUGUUUUUAGCUCAGCAGGCUGCUUCACCCUUCACUUUAAACUUGUAG
This is a messenger RNA of Scomber scombrus (Atlantic mackerel), 1080 nucleotides long. Its product is annotated as zinc finger CCHC domain-containing protein 12-like. The transcript has a single exon. Lineage: Eukaryota; Metazoa; Chordata; Actinopteri; Scombriformes; Scombridae. The coding region runs from base 1 to 1080 and encodes 359 amino acids. Gene Ontology annotation, molecular function: zinc ion binding; nucleic acid binding. The record is from RefSeq and is a predicted model, not a curated record.